UGGGCCUGAUUGUCCAGGACCUUGAGGUUCAGGCCAGUAGGAUUUUGGGGGGCAGAGGGUGAUGUAUAUCAUGAGUAUUACUCUGACAAUCGUGAACAUUGUGGAUUGAGUGAGAAGGAGCCUCCGUUCAAGGCUGGUGGAGUAGGGUAGAUGUGAUGUGAUUAAUGCCUGAACUGGAGUGAUUGGAAUGGAGAAGGAUAGGUAUAAGAAAUGUAGGGAAGAAUGCAUGGGACUUCGGUUUGAAAGGAGAGGAAGGGGAGUUAGAAUGUUUUAGGUAAUAAUGGGUUUGUUGCUAGAACUUGGAAAGUGCAGUCAAGAAGGUGGUAAGAACGUGCAUUUUAGACUCUGAACUUGGGUGCUAUGGGAUACUCGAGUGGAAUGUCCCGUGGACAAGUGGAAGCAUGUAGCACAGGUCCAGGAGAGAAAGGAGAAGUGAGAGCAGUGUUAGAGCAGUGAUGGUCAGUUAGAUCACUGACAGGGAAAAAAAGGAAGCACUGGGGUCUGAGCUUCAGGGAGUGUCCAUAGCCACAGGGCAGGAGCAGAAAGAGGAGCCAGUUCUGAAGGGGCAGAUAGGGUGUGGCUGUUGCUCAGGAAGCCACAGGAGAGCGAGUGUGUCCAGAAGAAGAGCUCCCUACAGAGAGGUUGAAGACAGUGAGGGCUGGAGGAGCACUGAGUUCUCAGUUUGACAGGGACCUUCUACUGUGCCCUGCAGGGAAGACUGACAGCACCUUGGGAUAAUGCCUUUUAUGGAAGAGGGUCAGAGUCUGUGCGUGGAGCUGGCUGGGUUCUCUUGAACCCACCCCUUGGGACCAUAGAUCUUAUGGGAGCUGAGGGCAGGGCUUGUCUCACUCAGCCUUCUUUCCUCCCUCAGCUCAAUUUGUUUCCCCGGUUCCUGUUCUUCCCCAAGCUGGGAACUCUGGAGACCAAGCAGGAACAACUGUGCUUCGGAUGGUCAGGUGCCAGGACGCUGUGGCAUGUGAGGACCUGUCUGUGGACGACACUGAGCAGAAGUGGAAAGGUCUGACAUUCAGUCAGAGCACCCCAUACUGGAACGUGAUGCUGGAAAAUUGCCACAGCUCGGCCUUGUUGGAAGGUGAGAACAGGAUGAAGAGUUCAGAGUUCACUUUAAAGCAGGAAAUUUCUAAUGGAUCAGAGUCAUCUGAUAGGACAACAGGGGGGCUCUUUGCAGUAGUUCCUGGGGGAACGGAGGCUGGAUAUGUCCAUGAAAAUACUUUUAAGAAGCUAGAAGGGCAACCCUCAGAUGAAGAAGAGAGCAGAGUACAAAGUGAUUUCUUGAGAAUAACAGACAAGGGUAAGAAAAAAUCCAGAAAAGACAGGGAUGAGGAAUAUAAGAAAGUUGGGAAACAUCAAAAUCUUCCCUCCAUUCCUGCUGAACAUGGGGGGACUCUAAAGGGACAGAAGUCCUAUCAGUGUGAUGAAUGUGGGAAAACUUUCAGUUGGAAUUCACACCUCAUUGGUCAUCAGAGAAUCCACACUGGAGAGAAACCCUAUGAGUGUAAUGAAUGUGGUAAGACCUUCAGACAGACUUCUCAGCUCAUCGUUCAUUUGAGAACACACACAGGGGAAAAACCCUAUGAAUGCAGUGAGUGUGGAAAGACCUAUCGGCAUAGCUCCCAUCUCAUUCAACACCAGAGACUCCACAAUGGGGAGAAACCUUAUAAAUGUAAUGAAUGUGGAAAAGCUUUUAAUCAGAGUUCCAAACUCUUUGACCACCAGAGAACUCAUACCGGAGAGAAACCUUAUGAAUGCAAGGAGUGUGGGGCGACAUUUAGUCGGCAUAAAAAUCUUGUCCGACAUCAGGUCCUUCACAGUGGUAAGAAACUUUACAAGUGUAAUGAGUGUGGGAGAGCUUUCUGUUCCAACAGAAAUCUUACUGACCAUCAGAGAAUCCACACUGGAGAGAAGCCUUAUGAGUGUAAUGAAUGUGGCAAGGCCUUCAGUCAGAAUAAAUGCCUUAUUCGACAUCAGAGCCUCCAUACUGGGGAAAAGCUAUACAAAUGUAGCGAAUGUGGGAAAGCCUUCCAUCAGAACUCUCAACUUGCUGACCAUGAGCGAAUUCAUACUGGAGAAAAACCAUUUGAAUGUAUUGAGUGUGGUAAGGCGUUCAGUCUGAGUAAAUGUCUUAUUCGACACCAGAGACUUCACACAGGUGAAAAGCCCUAUAAGUGCAGUGAGUGUGGAAAAUCCUUUAAUCAAAACUCCUACCUCAUUAUACACCAGAGAAUUCACACUGGUGAGAAACCCUAUGAAUGUCAUGAGUGUGGAAAGGUCUUCAGUUUUAGCUCUAGCCUAAUGGUACAUCAGAGAACCCAUACUGGAGAAAAACCCUAUAAAUGUAAUGAUUGUGGAAAAGCCUUCAGUGACAGCUCCCAGCUCCUUGUGCACCAGAGAGUUCACACUGGAGAGAAACCUUAUGAAUGUAGAGAGUGUGGGAAAGCCUUUAGUCAGUGUUCCACUUUUAAUCAUCACCAGCGAACUCACACUGGAGAGAAGCCCUCCAGUCUGACUCAAGUCAGUUUCUUAAGGGCUGGUUCUCUGAGACACAAAGACCUUUGAGUUAAGCUUUCUUUAUAACAAGGAUGCUUUUCCUGGUCUCCCUUUGGAAGAACUAAUCAAUUUGAGUUAUUGCCUGCCUGAUUUCUGUUGGGUCACUAAGAU
Messenger RNA from Otolemur garnettii (small-eared galago), 2679 nucleotides. RefSeq names its product zinc finger protein 852 (gene ZNF852). Lineage: Eukaryota; Metazoa; Chordata; Mammalia; Primates; Galagidae. Gene Ontology annotation, biological process: regulation of immune system process; negative regulation of transcription by RNA polymerase II; regulation of cytokine production. The transcript has 3 exons. The record is from RefSeq and is a predicted model, not a curated record. Gene Ontology annotation, molecular function: DNA-binding transcription repressor activity, RNA polymerase II-specific. The coding region runs from base 949 to 2577 and encodes 542 amino acids.